Molecule: messenger RNA, 1493 nt
Organism: Uloborus diversus
Lineage: Eukaryota; Metazoa; Arthropoda; Arachnida; Araneae; Uloboridae
Gene: TfIIEalpha
Product: general transcription factor IIE subunit 1-like
Exons: 6
Coding region: 232-1491 (419 amino acids)
Biological process (GO): transcription initiation at RNA polymerase II promoter; transcription open complex formation at RNA polymerase II promoter
Cellular component (GO): transcription factor TFIIE complex
Source: RefSeq, a predicted model, not a curated record
UGCUUACUUAAAAUAUAGAAAUAGCAGCCUGCUUGUUAGUUGUUUAUAUUGUGAAUCGUUUAUAUUUAGUGUCAUGUUAACAAAUUCAGGAUUAUUAUCUCAAAACAUGCAAACGUUUAUGAUUCGAUUUAUUUUUCCUCAAUCAAAAGGAGAUUCAUAACAUGAGCUGAAAUUCUUCAAGAAUAUUUUACUAUAAAUCACAAUUUCUGUUUUUAUAAUUUACGGUUUGAAAUGUCUACAGUUGUUUCGGAAGUUCCAACAGCUCUGAAAAGGCUGGUGCGGUUAGUAAUGAGAGGAUUCUACAAUGUUGAACAUGUGAUAGUGAUGGAUAUGUUGAUUAGAAAUCCUUGUGUGAAGGAGGAUGAUUUAGUCGAGCUUUUGAAAUUCGAGAGAAAGCAGCUUCGCUCUGUGGUUGCUCAGCUGAAAAAUGAUCGAUUUGUGAAAGUAAGAUUAAGAAUGGAAACUGGUGCUGAUGGUAAAGCAACUAGGCAGAACUAUUACUAUAUUAACUAUAAAAUUUUUGUAAAUGUGGUGAAAUAUAAGCUAGACCACAUGCGUCGGAAAAUUGAAACAGAAGAGAGAGAUUCAACAAGUAGGGCCUCAUUUAAAUGUACGGCUUGUGAAAAAACUUUUACCGAUCUGGAAGCCGACCAACUGUGUGAUUUUAUGACCGGAGAAUUUCGUUGUAGUUUCUGUGAUGCUCCGGUUAUGGAGGAUGAAAGUGCAUUACCAAAGACUGAUUCUAGGCUAUUGUUAGCUAGAUUUAAUGAACAGAUUGAGCCUUUAUAUAAUCUUUUAAGGGAAGUAGAUGACAUUAAGUUAGCUCCAGAGAUUUUAGAACCAGAGCCAACUGAUAUGACUCAAAUCAAAAAAGAUGCAAGUGGAAAUAAAUUACCUAGACCUUCUCAGAUAUCAAAUGAGAACCAUACAACUUGGAGUGGAGAUGCAACUAGAAACAAAAGUUACGAUUAUGGUAACGCACAAGCUAUCACUGUCAAUUUUGGUGCUGAUGAUGCGCAGAAUCUCCAGUCUGUUCAAGAAAAGAAGGAACAGCCAAUUUGGAUGGUAGAAAGCACUGUCAAAACUGAUAAGCUUGAAACUUCUGAUUACGCUUGGGGUCAAGAAAAAAUUCACAAUGUUGUGUCUGAAAAUAGUUCUGUGAACAUGAAGCAAGAUGACAUAAUGGAGGCUCUCUUAGCUCAUGAAAGGAAAGGAGUUGGUGAAUCAAAACUUGUGAUUCCUGGUCACAAUAGCAAUGAUGAAAGCAGUAGUGAAUCAGAGGAUAGCCAAAAGCCUGUGCAGUCUGAAUCAAUGGAUGUUGAAGUUGGAGAAAUGGAAAGUGAGGAAGAGGAUAAUUUAAUGAUUUCAGUAGGAGAUCAAAAAUAUGCUAUUGAUGAAGUUACUGAAGAACUCAUAUCUAAAAUGACACCUGAUGAAAAAGAAGCAUACAUUAGAUUAACCCAAGAUCUAUAUUCUAGAAUCUAUGAUUGAAA